This is a messenger RNA of Phalaenopsis equestris, 765 nucleotides long. Its product is annotated as hepatitis A virus cellular receptor 1-like. The annotation marks the transcript as partial. The transcript has a single exon. NCBI's taxonomy places the organism in Eukaryota, Viridiplantae, Streptophyta, Magnoliopsida, Asparagales, Orchidaceae. The record is from RefSeq and is a predicted model, not a curated record.
AUGUUCCAACCGCUCCCCACCGUCCUGCAGCUCGCUGCCAUUCCAGCCACUCCAGCGAUCCAACAGCCGCAUCCCUGCCUUCCUACUACUCCUCUAGGUACCGCAAACCCCUCUGCAGCCUCCCUGCAGAUCGCGCCCCAUCUACCCAUCCAAAAGCACCGCAAGUCUCCGGAUUCCAUGCUGCUCCUCCAGCCUGCAGUCAAUUCUCCUGUAGCUUCUCUGCAGGAUUGUUGCAGCCUCCCCUACUACACCUCCAGGCCACCGAACAUCCCCACCUGCAGCUUCCCUGCGAUAUCCACAGCCCCUGCUACCCUCCCGGAUCCUCUACCGCCUCCCACACAGCAGACCGCCGUCCCUUCCGACUCUCCCAGCACCUCUCCCGCCACGGCAGCACUUCCACCUGCAAUCCAAAGCACCUCACGCCUCCCUCACAGCAGGCUGCACCCCUUCUCCGACGUCCGAUCCACUAUCGUCUCCCUUCCAACAGGCCCCAGCCAUCCCGAGGCUUUCCCUAGUGCCUCCAGCCGCUGCAAACUUUCGUCCUCCGCUCCUCGGCUUCGACCGCCCUUCUUGCCUCCGCUCCUCAGCUUCGACCGUCUUUUCCGCCGCCUCCGGAUCCCAUCUUCAACAACGUCCCCCACUUCCUCCGGCUGCGUUUUGACACCUCGACGAGUGCUAAGUCACUUUCACCCGAUAUCGCUUCGGCCUUCACCGCAGCCCCUGAGCCGGCACCAUCCCUCCGGACUCCCUCCUAGUCGAGCUUGU